UUGAGAUACUGCCGGCCUCUUGUCCAUACCACCGCUGUCGAUAGUGUCGCUCCGGUUGCCGAGACGCAACGGACUUUGUACGACCUCCCUUUCUCGUCGAGGAAUAUCCGUUUCGGGGUCGUCAUAUCUUGUCUACAAGCCUCCACAGCUCCUUCAUUUCACCCUCGACGGGCUUCCCUCAUCAUGGCAUCUGCUUUCAGACGGGGCAGUGACGCCCUUCUCGAUCCCAGCACUGAUCCACGACCACCAUGUGUUUCGAGGCGUACCAGUAGGGCAAUGCUAAAUCUUCAUCGUGUUUAUGAGCAGAAUCGACAAAGAGUCCAGCAGAAUCUCAAAGAUGGUGUUAAGGUACCCGAACCGAUAGCAGUCCCUCAUGCCAAGGGCAAGCCUCGUCUUCUCCUAAUGGGACAACGAAGGUAUGGAAGUCGUGCAAAUCUGGAUCGUGACUUGCGCUUACACAUGGACAGGAGUGGGAAGUCAUCCAUAUCAAGCGUCGUUUUUCACAAGCUGCCGCCAAACGAGACAUUAUUCUUAGAGUCAACGGCUAGGAUCCAAAAAGACAGUUUAAACUCGUUUAUGGAGUUUCAAGUCUGGGACUUCCCUGGACAAAUCGAUGUCUUCGACAACCCCGCCUUUCCCUUUGAUAUGGACGCCAUCUUCGGCGAGAUUGGCGCACUCAUCUGGGUCAUCGACGCCCAGGAUGAUUAUCUUGAGGCCGUCGCACGCCUCAAUGCGACUAUCCUACAUCUACAGCGCAGCUACCAGCACAUCAACAUCGAAGUUUUCAUCCACAAAGUCGACGGCCUUUCCGAUGACUAUAAGCUAGACAUCCAGCGCGACAUCACCAUCCGCAUCCAGGACGAGCUGUCGGACCAAGGGGUUGAGAACGCGCCGGUGAACUUCCACCUGACCAGCAUCUACAACCACAGCAUCUUCGAAGCCUUUAGUAAAGUUAUCCAGAAGCUGAUCCCCCGCCUUGGCCAGCUCGAGGCCAUGCUCACCAACCUGUGCCGGACCUGCCGGUUCGAAAAGGCCUACCUGUUCGACGUCAACACCAAGAUCUACAUCGCCACCGACAGCACGCCCGAGGACAUGGCGUCGUACGAGAUCUGCUCCGACUACGUCGACGUCAUCAUCGACUUCACCGAGGUGUACGGCAGCUGGCAGCGGACCCCCGAGUGGCGCAAGCGCCUCGAGGGCCCCCCCUGGGAGCAGAAGCUCGAGGACCAGGUCGCGUGCGAGUGGGCCGAGAGCGGCAUGGUGCUGGCGGACGCGCAACGCCCUAUCAUGCUCCGCGAGGUGGAUAGGUUCCUGGCCUUGGUGGCUAUCAUGAAGGAGGGCAGUUAUGAGAAGAUGCCGCAGAUUAACAUGAAUGUGGAUGUUGUUGUCAAGGGGCUGACCGAGUUCUUUGAGAUUACAAAGUCCAAGAUGACGCCGACAGCCGUGCCUGGGGGUGUUACGGCUGUAGGUGGAAAUGGGGUGAUGAAUGGUAACGGAGCGGGGGUCCAUGGUCAUUAGGGAGGUCAUUCUGGGGUUUGAGAUCAUCACCAUCGGCAUCUUGUUGAUAUGAGUAAAGGGAAAGAAAGAAAGGGGAUUGGGGUGGGAGGUAAACCUGAUAAAAAGAAUUAUAUCCUGGCUUUUGUACUUUAUGUAAAGGAUACAAAAAGCAAUUUUGUUCUGUUAUAGUCAGCUCCU
Messenger RNA from Neurospora tetraspora, 1695 nucleotides. Its product is annotated as Gtr1/RagA G protein conserved region-domain-containing protein. The transcript has 2 exons. Gene Ontology annotation, cellular component: nucleus; fungal-type vacuole membrane; Gtr1-Gtr2 GTPase complex. Lineage: Eukaryota; Fungi; Ascomycota; Sordariomycetes; Sordariales; Sordariaceae. Gene Ontology annotation, molecular function: GTP binding; GTPase activity. Gene Ontology annotation, biological process: cellular response to starvation; negative regulation of autophagy. The record is from RefSeq and is a predicted model, not a curated record. Bases 184 to 1518 code for a protein of 444 amino acids.